AUGGACACGUCGAACGCCGCGCGCGCGUCAAACCUGAAGUACGGCUUCCUGUCAAAGGAUCGUAAGGCCCUUCAACUUCUAGGGGCACUAGCGCGGACUCUCAGCCUGGAUAACACCAAGGCAGCCCUCGCUAGAUGUGAGAUAAGAAAAAAGGAGAAAAGAUACGGCAUGGUGGAAUCAACAUCUUCAUAUGACCUUAUGGGGUCGGUGACGUUACUUCUCCGAAUGGAAGAGCGCUGCAUUAAAUGUAGAGUUCUACGCAAUUGGGAGUCGCGAGCGCUCAGAGUAUUGGCGGAGAAGGCUCUGGGCGGGGCGCUGCUCGCCGACGCAACUCUGGAGUGGGCGGAUGGAUCCUGCGUGGAUGGAUGCGCGAGUGUGGCAUCGGUGGUGGAAUCGGCACCAUCCUUCGCGCGCAAUAUACGUGAUGGAUUUCUGGAGAUUGAAAUAUGGACACUGACACAACCGAAACCAUCAUACCACAACUCUCGCAAGCUUGCUAAAAAGCUUACAGUGGAUGAACAGCUGGCUCGGCUUUACGCGCCAACACGAGACGCGACGGAACAACAGCGAGAGUUGGGCAUGCGAGGAACAUUGCCGAGUGGACGGCGUCGUGGAUCCGGCGACACAGACGAUACUCAGGAAGCCGACUUUGAGGGCUGGGAACGAUUUGAGUCUGCGUUGGCCCUUGGCGGAUCGACAGCCGAAGAGCGGUUGGAAACCAGACUAUUUCCUGUAGUGCAUUCGUUGAGUGCACGCCUUUGGUUCGACUUCACGGAGCCUCGAGCACGCGACGUAAGCUGGGUGCGUUCAUUCGAAACGGGCAUCACGGAAGCCGUGCGAUUGGCUAUGCGAGCAUAUACGCAGCGUCUACAGCGCGUAGAGGGGAAAUUGAAGCAGAAUGGAUUCAAACUUGAUCUCUUUUCGAACGGAACUACCAAAUGCGAAGAGCCUCGGGUGCUCGUCCUCGGUCUGCACGCAGGUGUUGCGGCACUUGUAGCAGCGGUGGCGGGAGCAAAGGUUGUAUGGAUUGAGCGUGUGCGGCGUCACGCAGAGGUGGCGAAGCGAAUAAUUGCAGCAAAUAAUAUGGAAGACCGGGUUGAAAUCGCCACAGCGGCAGGAGGUGCCCCGUAUACGUCUCUUAGCCUCAAGUCGAAGCGUGGAGCGGGCUUUGAUGUUGUUGUGACCGAAUUUUUCGAUGCUAACAAGGCAGACGGGGGGCUCACCGAGCUUGCUAUGGCCGCGUAUGAGCACCAAUGGCUCCGACCCAAGAGUGGCGUAUUUCUACCACGACGCGUCAUCUACAAAGUCGCCGCGGCUGAGUUAAGCACGAAAAGUUCAAAGGCGUUCAAUGGGCUGGACCUUCAGCUUUUCGAUCGUUUUCGCGAUGCGCAUCGGGCUACUUAUGAUCUCAUCGAUGAGCUCGGGGCAGAUGCUCACCAUGCUCUCCUUAGUGCAUCAACCUCCAUUUUUGUUAGUGAAGUUUCUGGGGUUGCGCUCCUGGGAGACUCGUCAAAGGCACCACCUGCGAAUCGAAUCGUGUCAAGGCGCACGGCGCAUCGUGCUGGUUCGCUGACAGCCGUUGUUGGUUGGCAUAGAAUUGUCUUCUCUGAGAGUGUAUCAACAGGCUUCGGACCCGUAGACGUGUCUCGAAAUCUGAAACCAUUUUGUAGGGAUGGUGUUCUACGGCCGUGGUUACAGAACUGUGAACAGGUUGACCGUGCUCUCAAGCAGACGGUGCGAUAUCUCAGGACCCCGCGACUUGUGGAAGCCGGAGACAUCCUCGAACUUAUACUUGUCCUUGAUCAUUCGAAGGUGCUGAUAGACCUUGAGGCGGCUAUUGUGCCUCCAACCGGCGAGCUCGGUUGCAGCAUGCUCCGGAAGCCGACCCUUGCGCUCAAUCUGAUUGGGAAUUUGACCUUUGCGACAAGACCGCUACUUCCAUACCACUGGCCUAUGAUUGCAGAUGAGCAACGGAACGCAUGCUACAACUGCGCUCUGAAAUUGGCCAUCAAUCGAAUUCUUGAAACCCAGAGCACCUGUGAUGUUCUUGACAUCGGUGCCGGCAGCGGUCUACUUGCAAUGAUGGCAGCACGAGCUGGCGCAACGAGCGUCACGAGCGUGGAGAUGGUCCCUGCACUCGCAGAGGCAUCGGCGACAAUAAUAGCCGCAAAUGGCUUUGGAGAUGUAGUUCGUGUCCUUGCACGCAAGUCCAAUGACAUAUCUGUCUCAAACACCACCACGACUCGCCGUUCUCUUGCUGAAACCCGCCGCGACGCUCCAUUCCAACGGCAGGCAUUCCUCCUGAGGAAGGUUGACAUUCUUGUCUCAGAAAUUCUCGACAACGGGCUUCUUGGUGAGGGUGUGGUACCCACAACCCAAGAUGCACGUACGCGCCUCCUAAAGCCCGGUGGUGUUAUCAUUCCCCGCGCCGCAGCUCUUUACGCGAUUCUAAUCGAAUACAAGGUCCCUCCCACUCCAUUAUAUGGCUUCGAUCGAACCGAUCUAGAGGUCUUCUAUACCGACGCUUCUGCCGGAACAGCAGCUCCCGCGAAGUCAAUAAUGCUACAACGCCACGCUCACAAAAAAUUGUCCACGCCCGUUAAGCUGUUUGACUUCGACUUCUACUCCGCCUCUUUCGAGGAGAACAUUACUGCCGCGGAGGUGGCCCGCGAAAUAACUGUCAUGCAAACUGGCACCCUCACCUGUGUGUGUUUGUUUUUUGAUCUUGAUCUCUAUGCGGGGGCGCCAAAGUUCUCUACAUCUCCAAACAAUCCAAACCUCGUUGCUUGGGACCAGACCCUCCGAUACCUCCCCAUCCAGCUUGGUGUUCACAGGGGGCAGGUGCUCAAGCUCACUGCUAAUCACGACAACCUCCACGUACACGUCGGACUCCCAAGCGUGGAUGGCUGUGUCCUCGGCUUGGGCCACAGGGAACUCCUGAACAAGCGCACCACCCAUGAGCCCGCGUGA
Aureococcus anophagefferens is the source of this 2970-nucleotide messenger RNA. RefSeq lists its product as hypothetical. Gene Ontology annotation, biological process: peptidyl-arginine methylation. The transcript has 3 exons. NCBI's taxonomy places the organism in Eukaryota, Pelagophyceae, Pelagomonadales, Pelagomonadaceae. The coding region runs from base 1 to 2970 and encodes 989 amino acids. The record is from RefSeq and is a predicted model, not a curated record. Gene Ontology annotation, molecular function: protein-arginine N-methyltransferase activity.